Molecule: messenger RNA, 525 nt
Organism: Saccharomyces eubayanus
Lineage: Eukaryota; Fungi; Ascomycota; Saccharomycetes; Saccharomycetales; Saccharomycetaceae
Gene: MPO1
Product: 2-hydroxy-palmitic acid dioxygenase MPO1
Exons: 1
Coding region: 1-525 (174 amino acids)
Biological process (GO): sphingoid catabolic process
Cellular component (GO): endoplasmic reticulum
Source: RefSeq, a predicted model, not a curated record
AUGGCUAGAGGUUUACUAAAUUUAAGAUCUCAACUCGGGUUUUACAAGUCUUACCACCACGACCCCAAAAAUGUUUUGAUUCACUCCAUAUUCGUUCCUACUAUCCUGUUUAGUGGUUUUUGCAUGCUUCAAAGAGUUAAUUUAUAUCGCGGUUUCACGUUAACUACUUUGUUAAGCAUUUCAUUUUUUAUAUUUUAUUGCUGUUUAUAUCUGCCUACAGGCCUUCUAGCAGGAUUUUUCUUACUUCUACUAAACCAUGCGCUAAUCAAUGACAAAGUUCAUUUGUCGUUUGGACAAGAGCUAGGUUUGUUUGUUAUCGGAUGGAUUUUCCAAUUUAUAGGUCAUGGCGUUUUUGAGAAAAAGAGGCCGGCAUUGAUUGAUAAUUUAGUUCAGAGUUUGGUAUUGGCUCCGUACUUUAUAAUGUUCGAGUUUCUUUUUAAGUUAGGUUUUAUGCCUCGAUUAAAUGCAGACUUGGAGCGUGAUCUAGAGGUAAAACAAAAAAAUUUGGAGAAACAAAAGCAAUGA